This is a messenger RNA of Penicillium subrubescens, 1062 nucleotides long. Its product is annotated as isopenicillin N synthase family dioxygenase. The record is from RefSeq and is a predicted model, not a curated record. Bases 1 to 1062 code for a protein of 353 amino acids. The transcript has 2 exons. NCBI's taxonomy places the organism in Eukaryota, Fungi, Ascomycota, Eurotiomycetes, Eurotiales, Aspergillaceae. Gene Ontology annotation, molecular function: dioxygenase activity.
AUGGCGGGAAACCUUCAAGAGAUCAACCCAGCAUCUACUGCAGUGGCCAAGGAUGAUCUGGUGAUCCCUCUCAUCGAUUUCGGGCCCUUCUACACCGGAACCCCGUCCGACAAGCACGCCGUCGCCUUAUCUAUCACAAAUGCAUUCAAGACCUCCGGCUUCGUAUACCUGAAGGAUCAUGGCAUCCCACCCUCCGUGGUAUCCCGAGUCUUCGCCUCAUCUGCUGGCUUCUUCCGUAGACCCCAGAGCCAAAAGGACGGUCUAGGCUGGACUACCCCACAAUCGAACCGUGGUUAUGUCGCGAUCGGGCGCGAGAAGCUAGCUACCCUCGAAGAAACGGGGGAGAUGGAUGUACUGCGCGGAUCGGCGCCUGAUAUCAAGGAGACGAUGGAGAUAGGUCGAGAGGGAGUGGAAGGCUUGCCAAAUCAGUGGCCUGAUCAUCUUGAUGACGAAGGGAAGGAUUUCAAGGAGACGAUGCUAUCGUUCUUUGGUAUGUGCAAGGAUCUGCACAAGCAGGUUAUGAGUGCGAUUGCCCUGGGCAUGAAUCUGCCAGAGCACUUUUUCGAUGAUUUUGUUAACGACGGAGAUAACAAUCUUCGUCUGUUGCAUUAUCCUCCGGUUCGCAAGGAUGUUUUCAAGCAGAAUCCGAAUCAGGUUCGGGCCGGCGAACAUAGCGAUUAUGGCUCGAUUACACUGCUUUUUCAAGAUCGACAUGGCGGUCUGCAGGUGCGAAGUCCCAAGGGGACGUUCGUUGAUGCGACUCCCAUCCCCGAUACUAUCGUCGUCAACGCUGGAGAUCUCCUAGCUCGGUGGUCUAAUGAUUUCAUCAAAAGUACCCGCCAUCGGGUUAUUGAGCCACCUAAGCCGGAGGGAGAAUACCAGGAUGAUACAUCUGAUUCCUAUCCUGCUCGAUACAGCAUUGCUUACUUCUGUAAUCCGAACAAUAACAAAUUGAUCGAGGCGCUACCGGGCACGUAUGGGGAGGAGAUCAAUGUGACCAAGAAAUAUGCCGAUAUCACGGCAGGCGACUACCUGGUCCAGCGACUGACUGCCACCUACUGA